AUAUGUUGAUCUUCAACCUGUUGGCAUGGGGGCUUUUGGUUUAGUUUGUUCCGCAAAGGACCAACUUACCGGUACAAACGUUGCAAUAAAGAAGAUCAUGAAACCAUUUAGUACUCCUGUACUUUCAAAGAGAACAUAUCGUGAACUUAAACUAUUGAAACAUUUGAAACAUGAGAAUAUUAUUAGUUUAAGUGACAUUUUUAUUUCUCCGUUAGAAGAUAUAUAUUUUGUUACCGAAUUGCUAGGAACAGAUUUACACAGGCUUUUGACUUCUCGUCCAUUGGAAAAACAAUUUAUUCAAUACUUUUUAUAUCAAAUAUUGCGAGGGUUAAAAUAUGUCCAUUCUGCUGGUGUUGUGCAUAGGGAUUUGAAACCAAGCAAUAUUUUGGUUAAUGAAAAUUGUGAUUUGAAGAUAUGUGAUUUUGGACUUGCCCGUCUUCAAGAUCCACAAAUGACUGGCUACGUUUCAACAAGGUAUUACAGAGCUCCUGAAAUCAUGCUUACUUGGCAAAAGUACGAUGUAGCAGUUGAUAUUUGGAGUGCUGGUUGCAUCUUUGCUGAAAUGUUAGAAGGAAAACCUCUUUUUCCUGGAAAAGACCACGUCAAUCAGUUUUCAAUUAUCACUGAAUUACUUGGAACUCCACCAGACGAUGUAAUCCAAACUAUCUGUAGUGAAAAUACGCUUCGUUUUGUACAAUCAUUACCAAAACGUGAAAAAGUCCCUUUUUCCCAAAAGUUUACGAAUGCCGAAUCUGAAGCAUUGGAUUUACUUGAAAGAAUGUUAGUUUUUGACCCGAAAAAACGUAUUACUGCUGAACAAGCUUUGGCGCAUAAAUAUUUUGGAAAUCUUGCUAUUAUUAAAUUAAUAAUCUAUACAUGA
Molecule: messenger RNA, 880 nt
Organism: Funneliformis caledonium
Lineage: Eukaryota; Fungi; Glomeromycota; Glomeromycetes; Glomerales; Glomeraceae
Source: the annotation of a GenBank genome assembly